GUGACAGCAGAGGUUGGAAAACUUCUUGGUGAAGAAAAGGUGGAUGCAAUCUUGUGUGUAGCAGGAGGAUGGGCUGGAGGCAGUGCCAAAUCUAAAUCUUUAUACAAAAACUGUGAUCUGAUGUGGAAGCAGAGCAUCUGGACAUCGACUAUUUCCAGCCACCUAGCCACAAAGCAUCUGAAAGAAGGCGGCCUCUUGACUUUGACAGGAGCUCAAGCUGCUUUAUCUGGAACCCCAGGAAUGAUUGGCUAUGGCAUGGCCAAAGGAGCAGUGCAUCAGCUUUGUCAGAGUUUAGCUGGUGCCAGUAGUGGCUUGCCAUCUGGUUCUGCUGCUGUUGCCAUUUUACCUGUUACCUUAGAUACACCGGCAAACAGGAAAUCAAUGCCUGAUGCGGAUUUCAGCUCCUGGACACCCUUAGACUUCAUUGCUGAAACCUUUUACGACUGGAUAACGGGAAAGAAUCGACCAAACUCAGGGAGUCUAAUCCAGGUGAUAACUACAGGAGGGAAGACUGAACUAAUUGCAGCACAUCUUUGAUGUCAGUCACUUAUGGUGGUGGAACUUGAGCAAAGGAGAAUCUAUGGGAAAAUCUGUCUCCCAGUAUAAUUUGUAUGGUUGUCUGUAUCCAGUGAUUGUCGUCAUGUCAUUAAUGGAAUCCAAUUUCAAGUGAUGCUUCUGUGCUGUCAGUCGUGAGCUAUCAGCAUUUGCUUAUCAACAAGUAUCAAGUAUUUGUCUCUAAAUGACGGUUGCAGGCUUUACAGUCUGUAGAUGUCCUAAUUCUGAGCAUUAUAUGUUGAUUUACCUGUUGUCU
Molecule: messenger RNA, 811 nt
Organism: Phaethon lepturus (White-tailed tropicbird)
Lineage: Eukaryota; Metazoa; Chordata; Aves; Phaethontiformes; Phaethontidae
Gene: QDPR
Product: quinoid dihydropteridine reductase
Exons: 5
Biological process (GO): tetrahydrobiopterin biosynthetic process; L-phenylalanine catabolic process
Cellular component (GO): cytoplasm
Molecular function (GO): NADPH binding; NADH binding; 6,7-dihydropteridine reductase activity
Source: RefSeq, a predicted model, not a curated record